Molecule: messenger RNA, 495 nt
Organism: Agelaius phoeniceus (red-winged blackbird)
Lineage: Eukaryota; Metazoa; Chordata; Aves; Passeriformes; Icteridae
Product: C-C motif chemokine 5-like
Biological process (GO): immune response
Cellular component (GO): extracellular region
Molecular function (GO): chemokine activity
Source: RefSeq, a predicted model, not a curated record
AUGCUCACUGCAAGGCCAGUCCUGCUGCUCGCUGGCCUCCUCACCUUCUCACUGUGCUCCCAUGCAGCCCCCUACACUCCAGCCGAGUGCUGCUUUGGCUACAUCAAGGGCGUCCUGCGGCUGGACGUCCUCCUGGGCUUCAACUUCACUACCAGGGAAUGCUAUUUCCCAGCAAUUGUGUUUGACACCAAGAAAGGAGCCAAGAUCUGUGCAAACCCUGAGGAUAAGUGGGUGAAGAGAGCAGUUAAAGAGCUUCUAAAGAGGAAAGAACUUCGUGCCCCGUGAUGUGGAGGGGUGCCCUGGUUCAGGCUCCCCAACAUCUGCUGGGAAGGAAGGUUUGCAUCCCCUCUCAGAAGGGGUUAAGGAUGUUCAGCUCCUGGGAGAGGGCACCAGAGCCCUGAGCUGCACCCACAGCUGGGCACCAGCUCCUGGAAUGCUGCUGGCCCAGCCUGCACCUGUCUGCUGCUCACAGUCACAAAAUAAAGUUUAUUUCAU